GCGCGACAAUGGGAGGUGGCGCUUAGUUGCUUUGAUGAGAUGUCAGCUGCGUGUUUGCAAGCUGAUGUCAUCACGCUGAACUCACUCGUGUCCUGCUGUAGUCGAGCAGAAGCUUGGCAAGAGGCUUUAUCCAUUUUCGACUCAUUCGAGAACUGGCAAGUACAGCGAGACAGGAUCAGCUUCAACUCUGCGAUGUACGCCUGUGAGCGUGUCAGCUGCUGGCCCUUGGCAGUGCACAUGUUUGAAGAGAUGCGUCAAGCAGGUAUCCAGCCAGAUGUAAUCUCCUUCAACACAGUCCUGGGCGCACUGGAGGCGUCUGGCCACUGGCCCCUGUCACUCAGCCUGCUACAGGAACGCAGCAAGUGUUGGCCAGCUGAUCCUGUUGCAGUUGGGGUCGUCGUUGCUUGCUGUGAGGCGUCUCGCGCAGUCUCAGCAGCCGUCCGACUUGCAAGGGCGCAUGCUGUCCAGGUGCCAACACCAAACGCGAUAGCCUUGCCCGAAUGUCGUGGCGAAGUCCAGGCGGACGACGCGAGCGAUGGGAGCUUCGAGCACACCUCAGUGUUGCUGGAGGAGGUGACCGAAGCCUUUGUGGCAGCGCAGCUGCCACGAGGAGCUGUUGUGGUCGAUUGUACUCUUGGUGGUGCUGGUCACAGCCAGGCCCUCCUGGAAGCCUUGCCGCAUGUAAGGCUUUUUGGAAUCGACAGGGAUUCCUUGGCGCUCCAAGCAGCUGCCAGACGCCUGGCACCCCUGGCGCACGAUGAUCGCUUGAAGCUGGUGCAGGGCAACUUCGCCGAUUUUCCUCGACUCCUCCAAGAAUCAGGUGAAAGGCCCCUAUGUCAUGGACUCCUCGCAGAUUUAGGAGUUUCCUCACCGCAGCUGGAUCGCUUUGACCGGGGCUUCAGCUUUCGUGGUGAUGGCCCGCUGGAUAUGCGAAUGGACACUGAAGACACAAAGGCCAGGACAGCUGCCUGGUACAUCCGGAAUUUGCAGCCAAAGCAGCUUGCAAAUUACAUUCGCGACUUUGGAGAGGAGGCCCCUGAGUUUGCCGAGCUCGUGGCAGAGGAGUUGUGCGCCGCAAAGCCGGCGCGGACCAGGGAGGCGGUGAAGAUCAUCGAGGAGUGUGCUAGACAAGCAUGCCUUCCAGCUGGGCGAGUUCAUGUGGCUACGAGGACUUUCCAAGCUCUCAGAAUCCUUGUGAACGGGGAGCUUCAAGCUUUGGAAUCACUGCUCCUUGCCGCUGAGAAAAACUUGGCACCUGGAGGCCUUUUGGCAAUCAUUACCUUCCACUCAUUGGAGGAUGAUAUGGUCCGGCGAAAGGUUCGAGGCAGUGCCUUGGCCAGAGGAUCUCGAGAAGAUUCGCUUUGGAUCCCCGCAGGCUCUCGAGAGGGCUUGAGGCCCAGUGAUGCGGAGCUGCACAACAACGCCAGGAGUCGCAGCGCGCGGCUACGCUUGGCGGUGCGAGCGGGCAGGAUCGCGAACGAGCGGCGCCCAUUCGACGUUGAACGGCACCCCACGCCAGCGAUGCGGCUGACCUCAAAGGACUUGGGACGAUUUCAAGGGCAACGAGAUGCUCUUCGGGCGUUGCUUAAAGAGCUGGAUCGGCUUCGCUUCAGGCAAUGGGAUGGAGCGAACUUCUUCUUCAUCGUCAGCCUGAGUGCUCAGGAAUGGGAUAGCUUUCAAAUCCUCGAAGAUGGGAGUUGGGAGCGUGCCUUCUAUCCCAGUUGCCGUGAUGGCUCUCCGUUUCUUCAGCACCAUUUCAUGGGUCCAAAUGGAAAAGGCCAUGGCCACAACUGGACUAUUGGCCGACAUGAGAAUGAUGCUGGAAAGGCGAAGAGCCUCUACAAGGUGGAACUUUGCCCAGAUUCCGUUGGGCGGCCCGGCUCGGUGACCUGGCGGAAACUCCGGGACUCGGAGAUGGACGCAAUACGGGCACAGGUGCAGCCGCAACUGCCGGAUGAGAGACUGCGGAUGCUGCAAGCGGUGCUUGCGCAGCACAGGUAUACUGGCGGGAAGUCGAAGAGUAAUGUUUGUGUGCGAGUCACUGCUGGAAUGCAGUCCGCAGCCACCAGUGAGAAUCCCAAGGCCGUUUUCCAUGAGUCCUUGAGUAUCCUGGUGGAGCAGGGCACCGAUGUUGUGCUCGUUGAGCUUUGGGAUGUGCGAGAGCGCCGAGCAAUGGCGAGCUUGAAGUUUGAUCCCAUGAAGGACCUCCUUCACAGCGAGGACCUGGGCAGGGAGAAGGUCUAUCCCAUGAAGCAGAAAACCAAAGGAUUGCUGAACCCGCGCGUCAGGCUUAGCUUGCACUUAGACACCGAUGAGGGUAUGGAGAAGGGGCUUUUGCAAGAUGUGGAUAUGAGCAGAGAGACCGACAUGAUGCUGCGCACGCAGCUGCAGAAGGCCCAGGCAAGUGAGCGUGCACGCGGUGGCUCAGAUUCCGAGGAUGCACCUGCAAAGGAGCUGUCCAAGGUGGAACUUUUCGCGAAGGGAUGCGCUGGACCCUUGGAUCAGUUUGGAAGCUGGGGCCGCCGUGACCCAAAAUGGAUUUGUGUGAGAGGACCUCCGGAUCAAAAACGCCACACACUCUGCAUUUACAAGGAUGAGUCGCAAUGCAGAAAAGGGGACAAUCCAGAGGUGGAAGUCGAACUCUUGAAGGUGUUGAGCGUGCAGCCAGACCCGGCGCGGAAGGAGGUCUUCAUCAUCAACUAUUUGGAGAAGAACAAGGUGAAGCAACGGCUCACCUUCUCGCGGAUUGAUCGUUCCCGGGACAUUUGGGUGGAGAUGCUGACGCUGCUUAUCACUAUGAUCCGUGAAGAGAAAGAGUCGAAGCCCAGCCCAAGCAAGCGGUAG
Messenger RNA from Durusdinium trenchii, 2844 nucleotides. Lineage: Eukaryota; Dinophyceae; Suessiales; Symbiodiniaceae. The record is from the annotation of a GenBank genome assembly.